GGCAGUCAUUUUCUUCAGUAUGCUCAUUAGUACGAAUUUGCUGCACAUCCUGCCUGACACUGUUUUAUCAGGAUGUGCGAGACUGGUGAUUUUUGUUGUGUCCGGCGCGUUGUUAAUUUCGUGCGGUUUGCAGUUGUUGCUGCUACGGGGCUAUGCCUUCAAUCAUACGGCCGAUUUCGAAACUGUUCGUUUGUUGAAGGAAAGACUGUGCUAUGUUGCAUACGAUGUCGAAAAAGAGCAACGCCUGGCGCUUGAAACAACCGUCCUUUCGGAAUCGUACACUUUGCCAGAUGGUCGUGUAAUUCGUGUUGGAGGUGAGAGGUUCGAAGCACCGGAGGUUCUUUUUCAGCCGCAUUUAAUUGAUGUUGAAAAAGCAGGUCUUAGUGAAUUGCUGUUUGGAGUAAUACAGUCGGCGGACAUUGAUACGCGACUCGAAUUCUACAAGCAUAUAGUGUUAUCGGGUGGUAGCACCAUGUAUCCCGGACUUCAGAGUCGUCUGGAGCGCGAAUUAAAGCAACUUUAUUUGGAUCGGGUACUCAAGGGAAACACCGAAGCCUUUCAGAAAUUCAAAAUACGCAUUGAGGCUCCACCGCGAAGGCAGCAUAUGGUAUUUCUUGGAGGUGCUGUUCUUGCAAAUAUUAUGAGGGAUCGGGACACGAAAUUCAAAAUACGCAUUGAGGCUCCACCGCGAAGGCAGCAUAUGGUAUUUCUUGGAGGUGCUGUUCUUGCAAAUAUUAUGAGGGAUCGGGACACGGAUUUCUGGAUUUCCAAAAAUGAAUACGUCGAGGGAGGCAUUGAGCGGUGUUUGGGAAAGUUAGGUAUCCGAUGAGG
Messenger RNA from Gongylonema pulchrum, 831 nucleotides. Lineage: Eukaryota; Metazoa; Nematoda; Chromadorea; Rhabditida; Gongylonematidae. The record is from the annotation of a GenBank genome assembly.